Molecule: messenger RNA, 366 nt
Organism: Fusarium venenatum
Lineage: Eukaryota; Fungi; Ascomycota; Sordariomycetes; Hypocreales; Nectriaceae
Source: RefSeq, a predicted model, not a curated record
AUGCGUUAUAUCAUCGCCUUUCUUUCUCUUUUGACUCUGGUCAAUGCCCAGUUUGGUGGCUUUUUCGACCAGAUGUUUAAUCAACAAGGCGGACAUGGCCACGAUCGUCACCAACAUCAACCACAGAAUAACCCCAGCGAUGCGAAUCACUACAAGCAAAACUACGAGAGCUCUGUUUGCGAUAAAUACCUCUGCCCUGAUACCCUCGCUUGCGUUCACUUCCCUCACCACUGUCCCUGCGCUUGGGAAGCCCAGCAAGAAAAGGUCGAACUUGCUGAAGGACAACGUAUCUGUGUAUCUCGUGGUGGAUUCCGACCUGGUGAAACGGCGCGAAAGAUUGAGCUUGCACGAAAGGGUCUACUGUGA